AUGCCUUACCGACAAUAUUCAACCUCGACCGCAAGCCAGUCGAAAUAUUCCAAUCCUGUCAGAACCGAUGACUCGGACAAUGGUGGUACGAAAUGCAUGCAAAGCAAAAAUGCAGCGGAUCGAUCCUGGCUGACCACGUUCAAUCCUGCAGCAGAAAAUCUCCCAUCGAGGAAGCCCCCUUCUGCCUUCCCAACUUCGUCCGGCUCGAUAGCUACACGACGAGAAGGUGGUGACAAUGCCAGCACCGCAUCAACAUUUAGUUCUCGGCGGAGACAGUCGUCAAUACCGAGCGCCAAAGCUCCUAUGGGCCCGCGUCCACUGGAACAUGGGACGGGGAAAAGGUCCAUAAGCAACUCCAUGACGCCGCAUGUCAAUUCCUCGCGAGGCCCAUCCGCCGCCGCUUCCCAAGACCUUUAUACCCGCGAAUUAUCCAUCAACGACAUUUCUCGCUUCAGCUUUGCAUCCAUACAGGCGAAGCCGUCGGCGCAGGAGGAGGGGGAUGGACCUCUAGGCUUUGGCAACUUCCUCGAGCCGACUUUCAACUUUGAUGACUUCCAGGAUACCAUAGUGGGCGCCGAACCCAGCCUGAAUAAUUUUCCCCUUCCCCGACGAGGCAUUUCGAUCAAAAAGCCUGCUUCGUCCGAGACGCUCUCAGAAGGCAAGAAGCCUGUGCCACAACCCGCCAUUCCCGUGCCUUCACGCAAAGGCUCGGGGAUAACUCCGAUCGGAAGGAAGAAUUCGACGGCGUCUACAGCGUCGAGAAAUUCCGGAGGGUCAACGUUGGUGACAAGUAGCACACAAUCAAUCCUGCGAGGGAGAAGACAAAGCCAUUUCCCGCCCAAUUCGUUCAAUAACGCAGGUACCACCACGAAAGCGCCUAGGAAAUCUGUUGGUCCAGGCACGUUUAUCCCCCCGGGGUCAACGGAUAAGCCGGGCAUGAAACGACAGCCCAGUGUGGGCGGACGAAAGUCCAGCGCAGAAAGUAUCAAAAGCCUACCUGUUAGAGGUAUAAAUCGCGCAGAAGAAAGCGGUUCCGAAGACACGAGAACAACUGGCACAAUCAAAGGACGAGCUUCUUUAGUUCCAAAAAGACAAGCAUCGAAGGACCUCCUCACGCCGUCAAGAACCCCCGAUUUUUCGAGGUCGACCCCCAGCGCCCAUCAUACUCCGACUAGAAGAAGUGGAACUCCGGGAAGAACAACAACCCCCGGAGGAGGAAAUGGUGAUCGAAACCGUCGAAUAUCAGUAAUGCCUCAUCAUGCAACGGGCUUGGGCGCCAGGACGGUGAGCCCAACAGAUGCUCGACGAAGGCAGAGGAUGUCUAUCGUUCCUCCAGCACCACCUCUUCCCCAGAGCCGUAUCUCGCAGGCGCCGCCCACACCACAGCCGGAUCCAAUGCCCCAACUACCAUCUUCAGAUCUGCAAUCUCCCGGGAUCCCAAGUCGAAAGAGUCUGACACCGUCAUCUUCGAGAACGACGCCUGAUCCCAACCGCAAAUCGUACAGUUCUGGGCAGUCGUUAUCCUCAAACACAAGCUACAACUCCGUGAAGAAUACUGUCAACAAUAUUGCCAGAUUAUCCCAAGUGAUGAACUCUUCUAGACUACCGACACCAAAACCUCGCCUCGACACCUCCACCAGCAGUACUUUUGAGCUGGAAGUACCGCCGGUCCCUGCAAUACCGAAAGCCUAUGAAUCUCCCGGAAGUGAACAAGAUCAGCCAUUCUUCUCAGCCCGAUCCUCGAGCCUGCCACCGUUCGAUGCCCCGAUCCCUACGAGCCCGGUCAUCUCAAGUGUUGACGAUGCCAUGAAAGCGCUGGAAACGCCCCGAAAUCCGAGCCCAGUCCCGAGUAUGCCAAUCCAACCUCUGCAACCCGAAACAGAGCCGAAGCCAAAGCCUCAAAAUAAGGGAGGGAAGAAGAACGCUCAGAAUCUCCGAUUACCACCUCUCAAUCUGCUCCCUUUGAGUACACCAACUUCUGCGAAGAUAAAGUCGCUCAACGGAAAAUCUGAUCUUGGUGACAAGCCCGGAACGCCUUCCGGAAAUCGUGCCAUAAUGAAAACCCCAAGCACUCCAAUGACUGCCUCCAAGGCUAGCUUCUUUUCCAGGGGGCACAAAUCUACUGACGAGAGCUUAACCCUACGAAGUAGUACUUCACAUCACGCACUUCGAUCAGACGAGUUGGGGCCCCCUAGUGAUAUCAGCCCCAGUUUACCCGCGUUCACAUUCGAAGAUAAGUCUAGCACUCGGAACAUUUCGCCUUUCAUUUCCUCGUCGGUGCCGAAGCCUGAUGAAUUCUCAAACUUCAUGCGACCCAACUUCAUCACUGAGCAGCUGCAUAGAAAUCCAAGCCAAGCCAAGCCAAACGGACCUCGAGCCCCGAGCUUCUCUGUUACCCCCAAAGCCGAAGUGACACCCAGUCCUAACGAGAAGCAGUCUGAGAGUGACUCUGUAUUCUCCACUUCAGCAUUAAGGAGAAAGUUGAGCCGGAAGAGAAGUGAAGGGAAGGUGGCAGAGCGCACUGCACAAGAAGAGGAGAUGGCCAAGUAUGACAACAUGCCUCCUCCCAAGCUUCCAGCCUCCGCCAGUUGGACGAAUGCAAGCGCCAACAGCUCCAGUCCUCAGAAACCUUCCUACAUCAGAUCAAGGCGUCAGACUUCUACUUCAAGCAUCAAGCUCAUCCCGGAACGCCAGGACAGCGUCGAUAGUUCACUAUCAACGACCCGGCCUUCGAUGGAGACUGGCAGAACGCUCAUGAUUCAUUCCAAUCGAUCCGGCUCCUUAACCGCAAGUGCUCCUAAUCUGCUAGGCCCGAAGAUUAUGCCACCAAAACAAGAAUCAGCACUUGAUCGAGAUGACAUGGCUGCUGAGGAUGAAAUGAAGAAGCUUGCUCACAAGAGAAAGGACUUCGAAUCUGCUGCACGCCAGCUUGACGCUCUACGUGCCAGGGCUAAACCUGUUCGCCGCAUGUCCCAUGAAACUGCCUCGCGUAUCUUCAACCUCAACAUCUUUGAGCGCGGAGAAAUCGUCGACUAUGCUGAUGUAUAUUUUACCGGCACAUUGAGCGCACGAAAAAUCGUGGGCGAUUUGAAAUCUGCAGCCUCUAAUUUCGGCUACGACGAUGAGCGAGGUGACUACAACAUCGUUGAAGGCGAUCAUCUCGCCUACCGAUAUGAGGUUGUUGACGUCCUCGGAAAAGGCAGUUUUGGUCAGGUCGUCCGUUGCGUGGACCACAAGACCGGUAUCCUUGUUGCUGUCAAGAUUAUACGAAACAAGAAAAGAUUUCAUCAGCAAGCGCUCGUGGAGGUCAACAUUCUCCAGAAACUGAAAGAAUGGGACCCUCAUAAAAAGUACAGCGUGGUCAAUUUUGACCAAAGCUUUUACUUCCGGGGCCACCUUUGCAUAUCCACCGAUCUCCUCGGUAUGAACCUUUACGAAUUCAUCAAAGCGCACGAUUUCCGGGGGUUCUCCCUGAAACUUAUUCGACGAUUCACGAAACAACUUCUGCAGACUCUGAUUCUUCUGCAACAACAUAAAGUCAUCCACUGCGAUCUUAAGCCGGAGAACAUCUUAUUGGCGCAUCCCGUCCACUCUGAAAUCAAGGUCAUUGAUUUUGGCUCCAGUUGUUUCGAGAAUGAGAAAGUGUACACCUAUAUCCAGUCCCGAUUUUACCGAUCUCCCGAAGUCAUUCUCGGAAUGUCCUAUGGCAUGCCAAUAGACAUGUGGAGUGUUGGAUGUAUUCUGGCGGAGCUCUAUACCGGCUACCCCAUUUUCCCUGGCGAAAACGAACAGGAACAGCUUGCUUGUAUAAUGGAAGUCUUUGGACCGCCCGAAAAGCACCUGAUCGAGAAGAGCAGCCGCAAGAAACUUUUCUUUGAUUCCAUGGGUAAGCCACGAUUGACGGUAUCCUCGAAGGGGCGGAGAAGGAGACCCAGCUCGAAAGACCUAAGACAAGUCCUCAAAUGUGACGAUGAGGCGUUCCUUGAUUUCAUUGCGAAAUGUCUGAGAUGGGACCCCACGCGCAGAAUGAACCCAGUGGAAGCCAACAAGCACGAGUUCAUCACUGGCGUCAAGAUGCCCAGUAGCAGCAGGAGAAAUCUUUCGGCUGUGAAUACCCCCAUCAAAAGAGUAAAUUCUGUCAAUACAGCCAGCGGAGCCCGGCCACUGCCACAGCCACCAUCUAGCACCUUGAAAGCCCCGGGGGGGACUCGACAAGAAACAUCUCCCAAUAAGCCUGGACCAAGGCGCCAAUCGACCAUGCCUCCAGCCUCCCAGGGGCCAUCUCAGGCGAAAAGAGCUUCCCACGCCGCCAUGACUUCUUCGACCUCGAAUCCCAGUUUCACGCGACUGACAGUCGGGCAAAGGACCAUGAGUGGAAGAUCUGACCUCGCCACUGCCGCGGCAGCCGCGAGCUUGGUCAAGUAG
This is a messenger RNA of Exophiala spinifera, 4425 nucleotides long. RefSeq lists its product as uncharacterized. Gene Ontology annotation, molecular function: protein serine/threonine kinase activity; ATP binding. The record is from RefSeq and is a predicted model, not a curated record. The transcript has 3 exons. Bases 1 to 4425 code for a protein of 1474 amino acids. Gene Ontology annotation, biological process: peptidyl-threonine phosphorylation; peptidyl-serine phosphorylation. NCBI's taxonomy places the organism in Eukaryota, Fungi, Ascomycota, Eurotiomycetes, Chaetothyriales, Herpotrichiellaceae.